AGUCCUCAGUCAAAUUAUUUGCUGAUACACCGAGCCAUGGAGCACAAACUAAUUAGAGUUACCGCUGCAGCGCACGCUUUCACACGACCCGCGUUGUUCUUUAGAUUAUGGCCUGUUUGGUGCCUGUCGGGCUGAUUUCCACCACAACCCUUCCGCAUUUUCCUGCUGCUCUCGGGCUGUGACGUGUCGUGCUGACGGCGGCCUCGGAGCUGGAGGAGCGGGGGGCUGUAGCAUGACAAGAUCUGGCUCGAGACGUCCUGCUUUGCUUUCAGCGGUGCUCCUGAAUCAACCCCUAACCCCUCCUUCUCUUCUCCUCUCCGGCCCGCCCAAAUAACACAAAAUUCCCGACUGAAUCCUGCCCGAGUCUGGGGGAACCAGGCGGCCUGGGAAGCCGAGGAGCGGACAGAGGCAUCCCUGCAGCACGAAUCUGCUGUCCAGUAACAAAUGCAGUGCGAGGACAAUGGAUGAGGAUGUCACCAGGCUUGCAAUACAUUCUGAAGAGCCUAAAAUAAUAUUGCACGGAUCGGAUGAAGGUGGUGCCGGCGGGCAGGAGUUUGUUGUGGAGCUUCAAGAGACUGUGUUGGUGUCAGAAGGCGAAGGGGAAGGCAUGGCAGUUCACAGGUUCGCCCCAGACGAGCUUGUGAUCCAGGAUGCUGUUGAGGAUGUGGUUUCUGAGUACGUGCACUGCGAUGAAGAUGAAGAUGUUGCUGUAGAAACCUGUGUGAUGGCUCUGGACGGUGAGGAGGAAGGUGUUGCCAUGGGAGACAUCCCUGAAGAUGGGCUGGACCCAGAGCAGCAGGAGGACGAUGACCAAGAUGGCUGUGGAGAUUAUCUAAUGAUAUCCUUGGAUGAAGCUGGUAAAAUGGUGUCUGAGGAUGGAACAGAGGUGACAGUGGAAGGAGCUGUGGAGGACCAGGAAGUGGAGAAAGAUGAGGAUGGACAAGAGGUGAUAAAGGUCUACAUCUUCAAGGCUGAUUCUGGGGAAGAUGACAUGGGAGAAUCUGUUGACAUCAGUGACGGGGACACAGAGAACGUAGCGUUAACAGAGUCUUCGGGCCAUACGCUCAGAGAGAAGAUGGUUUACAUGUCUGUCGGGGAUUCUCAUCACAAUCAAGGAAACCACGGUGGGUCCAAGGUGACUGAUGAGGUUUAUAUGGAGGUGGUGGUAGGAGGCGAAGAGCCAGUAACUCACGACCGCUCGUAUGACAGCGUGUCUCUAAGCAAGGACUUCAUGCCUGUGGCCUGGGCAGCUGCUUAUGGUGCAGAAGAUAGUGAGAGUUGUGAGAACCGGAACGGUGCAGCCAGCGCGCUGCUGCAUAUCGACGAAUCGGACGGGGUGGACGAAAUCAACAGACAGCGCAACAAGACCAAGAGGCGGUCAGAGCCUCGACAAGUCCAGACAGCCAUUAUCAUCGGUCCAUAUGGUCAGCCCCUCACCGUUUACCCCUGCAUGCUCUGUGGUAAGAAGUUCAAAUCACGAGGCUUCUUGAAACGCCACACCAAGAAUCACCACCAGGAUGUUUUGACCAGGAAAAAGUACCAAUGCACAGACUGUGAUUUUACCACCAACAAGAAAGCCAGCCUCCACAAUCACAUGGAGGUGCAUGCUCUGAGCAGCAAGGCCCCUUUCGAGUGUGAAAUGUGUGGCAAGGAGUUCCACCAGCAGGCGGCACUAUUUUCUCACAGACUGCAGCACCACCACCGGGAGCCCAAGAGCCAGCCACCUCCACCUCCCACCAAGAUGCAUAAAUGCAAGUUUUGUGACUAUGAAACUGCCGAGCAAGGGCUGCUCAAUCGACACUUAUUGGCAGUUCACAGCAAAAGCUUCCCCCACAUCUGUGUGGAAUGUGGCAAAGGCUUUCGACAUCCUUCGGAGUUAAAGAAACACAUGCGCACUCACACCGGCGAGAAGCCUUACUCCUGCCUGUACUGCGACUAUAAGUCAGCCGAUUCCUCUAAUCUCAAAACGCACAUCAAGACUAAGCAUAGCAAAGAGAUGCCAUACAAAUGUGAGCGCUGUUUCCAGACGUUUGCAGAGGAGGAGGAGUUAAUGCAGCAUGGAUUAACGCACGAGGAGAAUAAGACCCACCAUUGUGCCCACUGUGAUCACAAAAGUUCCAACUCCAGUGACCUGAAGCGUCACAUCAUAUCUGUUCAUACCAAGGACUAUCCCCACAAAUGCGCCGUUUGUGGGAAAGGCUUCCACCGGCCGUCUGAACUGAAGAAGCACUCGGUAUCCCACCGUACUAAGAAAGUCCAUCAGUGCCGGCACUGCAACUUUAAAAUCGCAGACCCCUUUGUUCUCAGUCGCCACAUCUUGUCAGUCCACACAAAGGAGCAACAGGCCUCACCUGAAAAGAGUGAGACCAAGAGGACAGAAACGCACACUCCUGCUGUGACGCCGAAAAAGUCCGGGCCCAGCGGGUCGAGCAGCUCUGGUCCGCCGGCAAGAGUUAGCGCGGCCAGCUUAGCCAGCAGCGUGACUGUAGUUAUUGGCAAAGGACAAAAAGAAAGGCGGAUUUACCAGUGCCAGUACUGCGACUACAGUACCGGCGACGCGUCGGGUUUCAAGCGCCACGUGAUUUCCAUUCACACAAAGGACUACCCGCACCGCUGCGAGAUCUGUUCGAAGGGCUUCCGACGACCCUCGGAGAAGAACCAGCAUAUCAUGCGUCACCACAAAGAUGUGGUGCAGGCAGAGUGACUCUGACUGAGCCAAAUACUGUGCCACAGCAAAGAACAAUGUUGAAGCAUCCGUCAGACCCCGACCACCGCGCCCUCGGCACGUCGCCAUUCACAUUGAAGUAGUGCGGAGUGUGUGUGCUGCACUCGGUCCAUUCUGUUGUUUUGCUCUUUUUAAAUCCUCGGCCUACUGUUUGUUCAGAUAUGUAUACACGUGUAGAUAACAUUAAUGCUCUGUCAGAGUUAGCAAACCAAGCCCCUCUGUAGACUCGCACUUUUAACUGCAUGUCCCUUGGUGGUGACAGUGUGCAUGGCAGAUUGUGCAGAUGUCUCUUUGUAGAUACACUUUUUUUUUUUUUUUUUUUAACUUUUGCAAAUAGCAAUCAGUUCUCAAUCAGAAUGGUCCUAAUUAUUUGUCUUAAAAACAGAUGUGUAAUUUUAAAAAUGUUUGCAUAAUUUUCUUAAAAUGUAUUUAACAGCAGUUUGGAUUAACAACCUGUUUCCAGUAGCACUUGGUAAAAAAGCGCGUGCGCGUGUGUGUGUGUGUGUGUGCGCGUGUGUGAGUGGGAGAGAGAGAAAGAAACAGAGGGAGCUUGAGGGACAAAAAAAGCAGCGCAGCCGUUGUGCUUCCUUUGCUCUGACCCGACCACUUUGUAACAUAAUGCUUCCUGGUGCGUUGACUAAACUCACAAAUACAGGCAGAGGGGGAGUCACUCUAAGCUUCGUCGGCAGGGGGUUUAUGCUCAUUGAUUUGCUACAAAAACACAGUGAGAAACUGGAUGCAUCAUGUUGGUGAAUAAGGUUUCACACGUGCACACAAAUCCGAACCCUGUCACUUGCCCUCAAUGCUUGGUUAUCAAAUGUCCAAUAUUUCUGUUACAAGUCCAAAAGCGUACUGUACGUUGUUCAGAACAAGUGCCCAAAGCUGUAGAGAUGACACCCUCACUAACAGUAUUAUUUUUAUUUUUUUAUUUUUUUUUUUAAAAUUAACGCAUUAAUGCUUUCUCGGAAGUGAAAUCCUUUUAAUUUGACAUGACUUUUUCUUUUCUUUCUUUUUUUUUUUUUUAAAUAUGUGAAGAGAGGAAAAUGUUUCCUCCUCAAUUUCUUUUGAAAACUGAUGAACUGUUCAUAAAAAAAAUUUUUUUGUAACGAUUGACAUAUCUUUUAAAUCACUGAAAAAGGGUAAUCUGCAAGUAUCAGUAUGCUACCAAUGUUAGACUGGGUUAUAAAAAAUAUGCCAGAUCAGUGUCCUAAUAUAAGUGUCUGGUCUAAAUGAGAGUUGAAUAGUAUAUCUGGUGCUGCUGUUAUAAAACUAAGGACUGAACUCUGAUUUCUCCUACACAGAUGUACUUUUGCCUGUAGAAAGGGAAACAUGUAUAUCUUUUUAGAUGCAACUUCAGAAGACAGGUGCUGGUGGUGUACAUGUACUUUUGGCUUUUUACAUUUUUUUUUUUUUCAAUUUUUUUGUUAUCACCUGUGAUUAUCUGUUUUAUAUUUAUUUCAUUUACAAGUUGUUGUAUAGUUAAGUGUAACUAGACUUCUAUGGGACGUAAAUUAUUGUUUUGUAUACAGAUCUGUACAAAGCGUGUAGAUGUAAACACUUGAUUAAAAAGGAGAUCUCAACUGUGUUGUUGUGGAUGUACUUCAGCGUAUUUGUUAAAAAAGAUAAUAAAGCAAAGUAUUUUA
Messenger RNA from Maylandia zebra (zebra mbuna), 4368 nucleotides. NCBI's taxonomy places the organism in Eukaryota, Metazoa, Chordata, Actinopteri, Cichliformes, Cichlidae. The record is from RefSeq and is a predicted model, not a curated record.